This is a messenger RNA of Peronospora matthiolae, 369 nucleotides long. The record is from the annotation of a GenBank genome assembly. NCBI's taxonomy places the organism in Eukaryota, Oomycota, Peronosporomycetes, Peronosporales, Peronosporaceae.
AUGACGCCAGAAGCGUCUAACGAGAAAGCUUAUCGAUUCGAAGAGAUCAGGAGUGGUCGUGUGCUGGUCAGUCGCGACGCACAGUUUAUGGAAGACGUCUUCGACAGUGGAAGACGCGACUACGUUCAAGCCGAAGUAGUUCUAGAAGAUGAAGAAGGUACAACGGAUGAAGACUCAUCGUGUUCCAACAAAGAAGAAGAAGAAAACGUACGGGAUAAAGACAUGAUCUUCGUGGCACUUUACGUCGACGAUUUGGUUGUCGCGAGCAACAAUGACGAGCUGCUCAAGUCAACAAAGAAGGCGCUGGGUGAUCGUUUUGACAUGACGGAUCUGGGAUAUCUCAAGUUUUUUUCUCGGUAUGAAAGUUGA